CCGCGUCCCGGAGGGUCUCGCGGGGGAACCGGGAACGGGGUCGGGCCUGGGGCGGCUCCGUUGCGGUCGCGGGUGGCUCUGGAACGGAGCCGGUGCCACCCUCACCCCCGGUACUGGAGUUCGGGGUGGAGGAACGGGGGGAAUGCCCCCGGUAACGGGUUCCGGGAGCGCAGGAACGGGGAGAUCCUGCCGGUAACGGCGUCCAAGGAGUGGCACAGCGGGGACCCGGAGGAUUCCCCCGCCCCGCCCGGACACGUGCGCGCUCCCGGGGCCGCGGGGCCGCGCGGGCACCGCUCGCUCCCCAUUGGCUGCGCCGCACGUCAAUCAGUGACGCCACCGGGGAUUCCGCGUCACUAUUGGCUGGGUUGGCGGGGCCGGAGCCGCCCCCCGGAGUUCCCGGGACGCGGUUGGGAUGCGGCGGCCGCCCCGCUUCCCGGGGAUGCGGAGCGCGGCUCGGAGCUUCCCCGGUGGCGGGCGCUGAGCUCCGGGAGCACGAUGGACACCGGGAUCGGGGCCUCGCUGGCCUGGAGCCCCGGGGCGGCCUCGCAGCCCCCGCCCGGGCUGGGGGUGAAGUUGGGGUCGCUGGUUCUGUUGCUGCUGCUGCCCCUCGCCUGCGGCCUCACACCCCUCUGGUGCUUCCGACAGCCCCCCGACCCCCGCAGCCCCGUGCUCAGCCUUGUGAGCUGCUUCUCGGGCGGUGUUUUCAUGGGCACCUUCCUGCUCGACCUCCUGCCUGACUACCUGGGCAGCAUCGCUGCGGCACUAGAGGGGCUGCGCAUCACGCUGCAGUUCCCCCUGUCGGAGUUCAUCCUGGCCAUGGGCUUCUUCCUGGUGCUGGUGCUGGAGCAGGUGACGCUGGCGCAGCGUGAGCUGGCCGAGCCUCCCGAGGAGACGCGGGCACUGCUGCCCAAUGGCUCCAUCCAGGCCACAGCGCCCGGAGGCUCGGUGGGCUCGCCGGUGCCAGCGUCCGGUGGCCCCGGGGCGCUGCGUGCCGGGGCGCUGGCGCUGGCUCUGGCACUGCACGCAGUGCUGGAGGGGCUGGCGCUGGGGCUGCGCGAGGGCGAUGCGGCCGCGCUGCGCGUGCUGCUGGCGCUGCUGCUGCACAAGGGCGCCGUGGCCUUCGGCCUCUCGCUGGAGCUGCUGCGGAGCCGCCUGCGCCCGCCCGCCGUGGCGUCGUGCCUCGUGCUGCUGGCCCUCAUGUCCCCGCUGGGCGUCGGGGUGGGCACGGUGCUGGCGGCGGGCGCGGGGCCGCGGCAGCGCCUGUGCCGGGCCGUGCUGGAGGGCCUGGCGGCCGGCACCUUCCUCUUCGUCACCUUCCUGGAGAUUCUGCCCCAGGAGUUGGGGGUGCCCCAAAAUCGCAUCCCCAAGGUCAUCUUGAUCCUUGCUGGCUUCGCGCUGGUCAGCGCCAUCCUCUUCGUCAAGGGGUGAGAUCCGCCAGCCCGGGAUCCGCAGCCUGGCCUCCGAGAAUCCCGUGGAAUUCAUGUAUCCCCCCGCCCGCAUCCUCUUUUUCGAAGUGCCAAAGUGCCUCUCCCGUCUCUGUGCCUCAGUUUCCCUGUCUAAACUGUCCUCUUUCUCAAGGGGAGACCCCGCCUGGCCCGGGAUCCCCCGUUCUUGCUCCUGGAAUUCCUGUCCCACCCUGCACGCCCUGUUCCGAAGUGCCAAAGUGCCUCUCUCAGCGCCGUGCCUCAGUUUCCCCAUCUGCACAAGGGAUCGGUGCUGUGACCCCCCCACACCCCGCUCAGGACCCUGGGAGGGGGUGAGUGUCCCCCCCAUAACCAUAAGUGCCCUUACGGACUCCCCCGGAUUUGGGGGUGUUGGAUGAAGCAAAUAAAGAACUCAAC
Vidua macroura (Pin-tailed whydah) is the source of this 1841-nucleotide messenger RNA. RefSeq names its product solute carrier family 39 member 1 (gene SLC39A1). Bases 496 to 1428 code for a protein of 310 amino acids. The record is from RefSeq and is a predicted model, not a curated record. The transcript has 4 exons. Gene Ontology annotation, molecular function: zinc ion transmembrane transporter activity. Gene Ontology annotation, cellular component: plasma membrane. Lineage: Eukaryota; Metazoa; Chordata; Aves; Passeriformes; Viduidae. Gene Ontology annotation, biological process: zinc ion transmembrane transport.